Molecule: messenger RNA, 9343 nt
Organism: Zootoca vivipara (common lizard)
Lineage: Eukaryota; Metazoa; Chordata; Lepidosauria; Squamata; Lacertidae
Gene: INTS3
Product: integrator complex subunit 3
Cellular component (GO): cytoplasm
Source: RefSeq, a predicted model, not a curated record
CUUGUCGCUCUGAAAUGCCCUAGGGGGCUGUAUCCAAUGCCAGUCCUACUCAGAGCAGACCCAUGGAACUCAACAGACACAACUAACUUAGCUCCAUUGGCUUCAGUGGGCCUACUCAAUGAGUAGAUAUUUUAGUUGGGUGCAACCCUAUCCCCAGAAGGCUGGGAGGGGUGGGAGACGGGAUUGGGAUAAUAUUGGUACCUUUCCGCCUCUGUGAUUCCCUUGAUUUGUUUCACUUCCUUCAAAAGUGAUAGUCCAGCCCUGCUGUUGGGUUUGGGGACCCUGCUGCGCCUGCUGCUGCCCCGACGGCACCACUGUGCUGCUGAAGUUAGGGUUUCAGCCUUCCUUCUUGGUCACCCUGGGAAGGAGCCUGGCUGGGGUUGGGUUGAGCCCCAGAACCUCAAAUUUCCUAUCCCCUCCUUAAAAAAAAUCCCAAUAAUCACUUGGACCAGGCUUUCUAAAACUUGGGUCUCAAGCUGUUUCCCCCGACUACAACUCCUGUCAUCCCUAGCUACGUAGCAGGACCAAGUGGUCAGGGAUGAUGGGAGCUGUAGUCCAAAAAACAACAACUGGCGACCCAAGUUUCAGAAACACUGGCUUAGACCAGGCACCCCCAAACUUCGGCCCUCCAGAUGUUUUGGACUACAGUUCCCAUCUUCCCCGACCACUGGUCCUGUUAGCUAGGGAUCAUGGGAGUUGUAGGCCGAAGCAUCUGGAGGGCCGAAGUUUGGGGAUGCCUGGCUUAGACAAUGGCUGGAAGCAGCACUGGCAAGACACCAGCCAACCACAUCUGCAUGAAAUACACUAGGACACUGCGUUGAAGAGUCAUGGCUUCCCCACAAAGAGUCCUGAAAGCUGUGGUUUGUUAAGGAUGCUGAGAGUGGUUAGGAAAACCCCCUCCCAUUCCCCCCCCCCAGAGCUGCACUUCCCAGAGUGGUUUAACAGAUCUUGGGAAUCCUGCAACCGAGAUAUGGAAGAUUAUGCAGGGUAAGCCCAUUAGUCAAAAUGUUUUAAUUUCUAUGCAGGUAGAUGUAUACCGGUAAUUCCUGCUUUGAACAUCUCAGUCAGACUGGUUUUGCCUCGGGUCCCUGCUCUAGUCUGCUGACCAAAGGAGUCAUCAAAGUUGGUGGCCGUCACUCCUGCAGCAGCAACUGGUCAUAGGGAUGGCCACAGACUUAGAAUCAUAGAACUGUAGCAUUGGAAGGGACUGCAUUGGAAGGAUCAUCUUAGCUCAGGGUUUCCCCAACUUGGGUCUCCCACUGUUUUUGGACUACAACUCCCCAUUAUCCCUGACCACUAGUCCUGCUAGCUAGGGAUGAUGCAAGCUGUAGUCCAAAAACAGCUGGAGACCCAAGUUUGGGGAGCCGUGAUCUAGUCCAACCCCCUUCCAGUGCAGGAAUCUUUCGUCCACCGUGGGGCUUGAACCCAUGACCCUGAGAUUAAGACUCUUGUGUUCUGCCGACUGAGCUAUUCAAACAGCUUGAACAGAGGAUUAGGCACAAUCUUGGAAGAUAAGGCUGUUGAAACAUUAUUAUUAUUAUUAUUACUACUACUACUAUUAUUAUUAUCCUCCGGUCGGCCACUGUAAGAGCAGGAUGCUGGACAUAGGUGGGUUUUGGCCUGAUCCACCAAUCAGUGCUCUUCUUACAAACUUGUGCACCCCUGCUUCUCCCCUCUACAGCUAAGAGAAGGGUCACUGCACUCCCUUAGAGACAGAAGUAAUAAUAAUAAUAAUAAUAAUAAUAAUAAUAAUAAUAAUAAUAAUAAUGGUGGCUCCCAACAGAAUAUUAAAAACACAAUGAAGACAUCAAACAUUAAAAACUUCCCUAAACAGGGCUGCGUUCAGAAGAGGCUGCCCUUUAGUAAGUCAGACAAUUUGGCCUCUCUAGCUCAGUAUCAUCCAGGCUGACAGGCAGCAGCCCUCCAGGUCUUCAGGCAGGGGUCUCUCCCAGAGGAUGCCAUUGGGGUUGUUGAACCUGGGACCUUCUGGGCUCAAGGCAGAUGCUGUGCCGCUGAGCUGCGCCCCCCCCUUUGCCGUUCUUGCUCUGGACGCAGAUUGGGUCUGCCGAGCAGCCGCCCUCUUCCGAAGCCUCUCAGAGAAUGCCUCUCCUGGCCCCCCUUGCAGCCCCGAGUGCAAGAAAUUAGCUGCAUGCCAAGCCCGUCCAGCUGUGCGCAGGAGACCCUUGGCUGCGUCGGGGCCGUUGGGGUGACAGCCAGCUGAUGAGUGUGCGAGGCGGCUGCCUCCUCCGCUCGGCUGGCUCUUGCUUUUAAUUAAAGUUCCUUUCCCAAAGUAUGGAGGGAGGGCCUUCUGCUCUCCCCCCACUUCCAUCUUUUUAUCUUUCACCCAGAGUUAAAAGCCUCCUGUCUCCUUGACAUCUGCUGCUUGCCUCUUGCGCCCAUCUCCGGAGCCUUCCGCCGGCGGGGUCUGCUGUCGGGUGCUGAUUUAUUCAUUGGGGUGACACAUUUUCAUCAGGCGGCAGACUCUUUCCCUGUCAGUGACAUGGGCCGUGUUGCUAGACGCUCCUUGGGUGCAGUUCGCGGCAGGGGGUUUAAGCCAGAAAUAAGAAUGGUUUACUGUCAAGUAUACGGAAGCCAUCUGAGUCGUCCUCCCCUGCAUUGCCACCCCGGUUCUGCUGCCACCCCAGAUCCCGUUCAGGAGGACAGAUUCCAAAAGGCGCCUUAGAUCAGGUCUUAAUUUGAUGGACGCCUCUCCUCCUUCCUAUGGGUCCUGCAUCCUCCUUCAGCAUUCCACAACCUGGUAUCCUCUAGGUGUUGUUUUGGACUACAACUGCUGGCUGGGGCUGAGGGAGCCGUACGCCAAAAGGCUUGGAGGGCACCAGGUUGGGGACAGCUUCCCCACUGUGAGUGAAAUAAAUGCAUACCAUUUUCCUAUACCCUUCCAUCUUCCCCCUCUCCCUCUGCCCAUCUCCCCCUUUGGUGUGUUAUUAUAUCAGCUGUCUCAUUUGUGAUAUAUUAUAUGCCAAGCAUCUUGGGCCUUAAGAUUGGCAGGGGAGGCCCUGUGGGUGGCGGCGCCCGACUGGCAUUUACAGAUCCCUCUUGCCGCCUGCUCGCUGUUUGUGAAAUGCCCUCCCAGGUUGGAACCAUGAACUGGAGCCCUUUAUGUUGCCAACAUUUUGUUGCAGGCAUAACACUAUGAAUAUUGCAUGAUAUCACAGUGAUAAGUGAUAAGAAUUUGCCUGGGCUUGGGCUGGAAUGGAGUAUCCCAGGAAAGGGCGUAGCUGGUUGGAACCCUGAACUGGAGCACUCUACACUUACCAGCCUUUUGUCACACUUGUGAAUAUCGUAAUACGGAUAAGAAACUUGAUUGGGCUUGUAAUGGAAUGGCACAUCCUGGGAAAGGGCUGACUGGCUAGCUGGCUGGGACCCUGAACAGGAGCACUGUUUCAUUGCAAGGCGCCAGAAUUUGAGCCAAGAUUCAGCUACCGAAUGCCACUGCUUUUAUGUAGCCUUUUGCAGUUUUGGUGAUAAUAAGACACCCCAAACUGAGCACCCCUUAUAAACCCCAUCGGUUCCUAGGAAAAGAAAUAGGAAGCAAAAAUCUUGGGGCCUCGGCACUAGCGUCUCUGUCCUUUCAAAACACAGGAGAUAAGAGCACCUUCAAACAUGGGCAGAGUGCUUUACCUAGCCCUGGAGGGACUGGACCCUUUUGCAGUGACAUCCCUUCCUCACCCUUGCCACUGCCUUACUCCUGCCCUCUGAAAUGCCUUCUGCGAUCCUUGUUUAGUGGCUUUGGGAGAACUGCCCAGGGUGCCAAAGCGCCUUGGCCCCAAUUGUACCACGGCACCAGGUCAGGGGUUAUUUCACCCCUUCUGCUCGUCGGCCAAGUGCUCCUUUUAACAUUUGGGAAGUGCCAAAAGGCCAAGCCGGAGACUUCACCUGUUGCGAGCGUGAGGUUGCUGAGUGCUUUGCGAGUUCAAUCGAAAGGGCGCUUUCAUGGGCCUCAUUAGCCUCCCCGAGGGAGAACGCGGAGAGCAGAUCCCUCUUUGCCUCCGCUGCGUGACAUUUAGCAGCACAAAUUAACAUCCAUGCAGAAGCGAGUUAACAGAUGAUUUCCUGGUUCCUCUCUCCCCUUCCCUCCCUCUGCCAACCUUACAGGGCAAGAGGGGACAGGAAAGAGAUGCCAGCUCUUUUCCACCCCACCCAGCUUGUGUGUGAAUACUGUAGAACUUCGCAAGAAGCCUCACUGUUCUUCAUUAUUAUUUUAUUAACUGGACUUGCUAGUUGCUUUUGAAAAAUGAAACGUAAACUCAUUUUUCUAUAUAACACAAGCAUCAAAACCACUAUAAAACUGAAACGAAACAAGAGCUCAAAACACGGAUGUAUGUAAAAAGGCUGUCUAAUACACCCCACAAAGGGGUUGUAGUAUCUAAAACUCUCCAAGAUAAAGGCCAAAAACCUGGAUGAAAAGUAGUGUUACUGCCGGGCUCCUAAAAGUAGCCAGUGAUGGCACCAGGCAAGCCUCCCUGGGGAGAGCAUUCCAAAGGCAGGGAGCCACCACCAAAAAGACCCUGUUCUCAUGUCACCACACUCCAGACCUCCCUCUCAGAGGGCCCAUGGAGAAGGACCUCAGAUGUUGGUUGCAGGGUCCUGGGCGGGUCAUGAUCAGUGGAUCUGCUCAAAGUCCUCCCAAAUCUGAGCCCCUGAGCACUUUCCAUCGCCUCCUUUCUCGCCCACAUCCCUCCACCCCCCGCAAACGUCUCCCACACCGCCUGCGCUCCCCAAGCUCUGCCUUUGGCUCCCGAAACGCUUGCACGGCCAUUCACAGGCUCCUCUUCCGCAAGCAUCUCCUUGCCAGCUUUUGGCAGAUUGAGUCCCGGGGGUGGAGGGGGUGUUCUCUUGGAAUUUGACAAGCGAGGAAAAUUUGGACACGGGAAAUAUAUUCUCUGCUUGUACGUUUUGGACGAGCCAAGUCCCAGCUGAUUUACGACCGUCCGACACACUUGGCUGUACUCUUCAUGUAUGUUCUGCAUUAUGUGUCGCCCGGAAUUAUUUUCAUAUGUCAGUUGGUUGGACUUGUGGUGCCAUAUACAUAGAAGCAGCGACCCCUUUCGCUGAUUUCUGGUUACUGAUGCAUAUAUAUGGCAUGUAUAUUCAUUUCCUUUGGUCACCAGUGGCGGGGAGCAGCUCACCCUCAAAGCAACCAGUGCUGGCUGUUCCCAAUGUACCACCUUGGCUUCAGGCACUGUCUCCUUCUGUUGUUAGAGCACGGAUGGAGAGCCUGUGGCCUCCCAGAGAUGUUGGUGGACUACAACUCUCGUCACCCCUGACCAAUUGGCCUUGCAGGCUGGGGAAAAUGGAAGUUGGAGUCAAACAGCACCUGGAUGGCGGCUAUGGGUUCUUCAUCCCAGCUCUAGUGUUACCGGGACCUGGUGCUGGUCAGCCGGGAUGGGAUGAGUGCCGUAUUGAACAAGAUGAACCAGAUUCUGAUGGAGAAGUACCUGAAGCUGCAGGACACGUGCCGUACGCAGUUGGUUUGGCUGGUGCGGGAGAUAGUGCGGAGCGGGAUUCUGGGCAUCGAAGGGGUCUGCAUGACCUUCAUGAAGCAGAUCGCAGGCGGAGAUGUAACAGCGAAGAAUAUCUGGCUGGCAGAAAACAUCCUCGAUAUGCUUACUGAGCAGAGGGAGUGGGUUCUGAAGAGCGCCAUGCUGAUUGCCAUGUCCGUGUACACCUACCUCCGCCUGAUCGUCGACCACCAUGGCUCCCCACCCCUGCAUGCCCUGAGGCAGAAGGAGGUGGAAUUCUGCAUCUCCCUGCUCCGCGACCGGUUUAUGGAUUGCCUUAUGAUUGGCCGAGAUCUGGUGAGGCUUCUGCAGAACGUUGCUAGGAUACCCGAGUUUGAACAGCUCUGGAAGGACAUUAUCCACAACCCACAGGUGCUGAGCCCCCAGUUCACAGGCGUUUUGCAACUCUUGCAGUCUCGGACUUCGCGCAAGUUCCUGGCUUGCCGCCUCACGCCCGACAUGGAGACCAAGCUGCUCUUCAUGACCUCCCGGGUGCGCUUUGGCCAGCAGAAGCGCUACCAAGAUUGGUUUCAGCGGCAGUACCUCUCCACCCCAGACAGCCAGUCCCUGCGCUGCGACCUCAUCCGCUACAUCUGCGGAGUGGUCCACCCGUCCAAUGAGGUGCUGAGCUCCGACAUCCUCCCUCGCUGGGCCAUCAUUGGCUGGCUGCUCACCACCUGCACGUCCAACGUUGCUGCUUCCAACGCCAAGCUGGCCUUGUUCUACGACUGGCUAUUCUUCAACCCCGAGAAGGAUAGCAUCAUGAACAUUGAGCCUGCCAUCUUAGUCAUGCACCAUUCCAUGAAACCCCACCCGGCCAUCACUGCCACCCUGCUGGACUUCAUGUGUCGGAUCAUUCCUAAUUUUUACCCCGCGCUGGAGGCCCACGUGCGGCAAGGAGUCUUCAACUCCCUCACCCACAUUGUGGAGAAGCGAGUCUUAGCGCACCUGGCUCCUCUUUUUGACAACCCAAAGCUGGAUAAAGAACUCCGGGCCAUGCUGAGAGAGAAAUUUCCAGAGUUCUGCAGUUCCCCGUCGCCUCCCGUCGAAGGUAGAAUGGAGGCAGUGAAAAUUGAGGAGCCGGUUUCCAUGGAAAUGGAAAAUCACAUGUCCGACAAAGAUGACAGUUGCUACGACAACGCAGAGGCUGCCUUCAGCGACGACGAAGAGGACUUGAACAGCAAAGGGAAAAAGCGGGAGUUCCGGUUCCACCCGAUCAAAGAAGCCGUCGUAGAAGAACCAGUGGACAUCACCCCUUUCCUGGACCAGUUGGACGAGACCCUCAAGGACAAAGUCCUCGUGCUGCAGAAGGGGAGCGACACAGAAGCUCAGUGUGAGGUCAUGCAGGAAAUCGUGGACCAAGUCCUGGAGGAGGAUUUCGACCAGGAGCAGCUGUCGGUUCUCGCUUCCUGCUUACAGGAGCUCUUCAAAGUUCACUUCCGGGGAGAGGUCCUGCCGGAAGAAAUCACAGAAGAGUCUCUAGAGGAAUCCGUGGGGAAGCCACUUUACCUAAUAUUUAGGAACCUCUGCCAGAUGCAGGAGGAUAACAGCAGCUUCUCCGUGCUCCUGGAUCUGUUGUCAGAGCUCUACCAGAAGCAGCCCAAGAUCGGUUACCACCUUCUCUACUACCUAAAAGCCAGCAAAGCAGCAGCCGGGAAGAUGAACCUCUACGAGUCCUUUGCCCAGGCCACGCAGCUGGGCGACCUGCACACCUGCCUGAUGAUGGACAUGAAGGCUUGCCAGGAGGACGACGUCCGGCUCCUCUGCUUCCUCACUCCUUCCAUAUACACUGAGUUUCCAGACGAGACCCUGCGGAGCGGGGAGCUGUUGAACAUGAUUGUGGCCGUCAUUGACUCAGCUCAGCUCCAGGAAUUGGUCUGCCACGUUAUGAUGGGAAACUUGGUGAUGUUUCGGAAGGACUCCGUCCUCAAUAUUCUGAUUCAGAGCUUGGAGUGGGAGACCUUUGAGCAAUACUGCACGUGGCAGCUGUUUCUGGCCCACAACAUCCCCCUGGAGACCAUCAUCCCCAUCCUCCAACAUCUCAAGUAUAAAGAGCACCCCGAGGCGCUUUCCUGCUUAUUGCUGCAGCUGAGACGGGAGAAGCCUAGUGAAGACAUGGUGAAGAUGGUCCUCAGCCGGCCAUGCCACCCGGACGACCAGUUCACAACCAGUAUUCUCCGGCACUGGUGUAUCAAGCAUGACGACCUCUUGGCCGAGCACAUCAAGUCCCUCUUGAUCAAGAACAACAGCCUUCCCCGGAAACGCCAAAGCUUGCGCAGUUCCAGCAGCAAACUCGCCCAGCUCACCUUGGAACAGAUCCUGGAGCACCUAGACAACCUGCGCCUGAACCUCACCAACACCAAACAGAACUUUUUCAGCCAAACCCCGAUCCUGCAGGCGCUCCAGCACGUCCAGGCCAGCUGUGACGAAGCCCACAAGAUGAAGUUCAGUGACCUCUUCUCCCUGGCCGAAGAGUACGAGGACUCCUCCAGCAAGCCUCCAAAGAGCCGCCGGAAAGCCACCGUCUCCAGCCCCCGCAGCCGGAAGAAUGCGGCGCAGCCCGCCAACAACGAGGAAGACACUGCCUCCAGCAGCGCCUCGGAGGAGGAAGACACAAAACCCAAACCCACCAAGCGGAAGAGGAAAGGCUCCUCGGCGGUUGGCUCGGACAGUGACUGAGGGGGGCAGGCGAGACCGCCUUGUCGCUAGCGGCUCCCAGGGUGACCGCAGGCAGCGGCAGAGAGCGGAUCUGGAGCGGCCGGGCCGGAGUCACCAUUGGCAGCGAGGACAAUGCUCUCUAAAGAAGGGCGCCAGCGGGACUUGGGACGCUCGGGCGCCCCCUUCCCCCCCCUGGCACCGUUACAGCCUCUGCCCCGCUCCCUGUGCCUGCGAGACACUCUCUGCCCUCGGCGUCGCCACCCAUCCUCGCCUGCCCGUCUUUUGUGCCGUGGGCGGGGGGGACAUGGGUGGUUUUCCUCAGGCCUGUCCUUUGCGAUGCGGGGGCCACCUCAUUCUGAGAGAGCGACAGCGGGCAGCGGCGCCAGAGAGAGGGGGCCGUGCCUGCCUCUCCCCUCUUCUCUCCGAAAUGUAAAUAAAUGGUGUGAACCGGCUAACUCCCGUCAGUGCUGCUUCCGGCAGGGAGAACCGGGAGUGGGGCUGGGCUUGGGGGGGGGGGCUGGAAAUGUGAGGAGGGGCAGGCGGGGGUUAUCUCAGAGCCGGGCCAGGCUUUUCCUGGCAUCGUUUCCCCCCCACAGCGCCAGAAGCCCUUCUUCCCCAUUCUUGUCGUGUGUGUGCCGUUCCACCUCCAGAGAGAGAGAGAGAGAAAGGCCAUUUUCUCCACACAGAGAACAUUCCGGUUAACCACCCCAAAGCCUCAAACACUCCCCCCACCCCACUUCCCAAGGAGGUUGGGGGGCAAGGAGGCUUUCCUUCCUGCAGCCUCCCUGCCCUUCCGUGUACGAUGGUCAGAGAAGCCUCGCUGCCCCGUUCCUGCCUCAAAACGACAACCCCCCCCCCAGCCAUACGAAGAAAUGACUGCUAGGCUGUCGGCAUGAAGGAUGGCUCCCCCCUGCCCCGCCCUGCAUCCUCCCGGCCAGCUUUUUGAGAAGCGGCCCCCCUCCUUCCUGAGACCCCCUCUCACAGGGUUGGGGGGCGGGAAGGGGAGGCGGUGAUGGUGGUGGGAGGAGCAACCGACUCAGCGACAGGCGAGCGAGAUGAGAUGGUAGUUAUAUUUUUAAUUCCCCGCCUACCCACUGAGAGAUUAUCAUUUUUAAGUGGUUUUUAAAAGAGACAAUAAAAACUGUCAACAUGUUUUUUGUACA